AUGAUACCGCAAUGGCGUCUGACAGACCUGGCGUUCUUCUUGUUGCUAAACUUCGUAUCUUGUCUUGACACGUCCCUUUCAGGCAAUGAGCCAAAGCGUAACCUGAACUCGGUCAAAUCCAGCUAUGACUACAUUAUCGUCGGUGGCGGUACAAGUGGUCUUGUGGUCGCCAACAGACUAACUGAGGACUCUGACAAAACCGUCUUGGUGGUCGAGUACGGCGAUUUUGCCAACACCAUCAACGUGACGGUGCCAUACUUUACAACUCAGGACCAGACACCACGGCUCUACAAGAUGACCUCAGUACCACAAGCCCAGCUGAAUAAUCGUAUCACGAACUUGCGUAUCGGUAAUGUGGUCGGAGGCAGCUCUACCGUCAAUGGCAUGGCGUGGGAUCGAGGCUCCUCUAUUGACUAUGAUUCCUGGGAAGAGCUUGGAAACCCCCACUGGGGAUGGAAGACACUCACCAGCUACUUCCGCAAGUCGUCUCAAUUCGGACCUCCCGCUCAAGAGUACGUUGAUCGAUACGGCUACGAGUGGAGUGCUGAAUCGUAUGGCGACGGGCCCAUCCACGCGGGAUACCCGGCCUGGCAGUGGCCUGCUGCAGAAUUGAUGGCCAAAGCUUGGACAGAUGACCUUGGCACACCGGCGCUUACAGAUGGCGCCGACGGUAGGAACGUCGGCAGCGCUUGGCUACCGAUGAGCUCGGACGGUAAAGAGGCGGUGCGGUCAUGUGCCGAGACAGCGUACUAUAAUCCUGUCAGUCAUCGGAAGAAUCUUGACUUGCUGGUUCGACAUUAUGGGUCCAGGAUUCGAUUUCGUGAUGGCGUGGUCAUAGGACUUGAGAUCGUCAAUCGAGAUGAUGCUAAAAAAUCCAAAUUCAUAUCGUCAAGUCAAGUUAUCUUGGCCGCUGGGACAGUCAAUACCCCUCGAAUUCUGCAACUUAGUGGUGUCGGGCCAAAAAGACUUCUCGAUAUCUUGAACAUAGACGUCGUCGUGGACGCGCCCGGCGUUGGAGCCAACUUCCAGGACCAUCCUUCCUUUUUCGUGGUAUACGAAUUUAAAAACAAUACGGCUAUCAAUCCGGAUUCCAUGAAUGAUCCCGACUUCUACGACGCAGCUUGGGAUGAAUACACUUCAAACAAGACUGGACCCUUCUCUCACGCAUGGGGCAACCGCGUUGUGUUCCAAUCUGUCAAGGAUCUAGAUCCGGAGUUCCAUGCCAUCGCCGACAGCUUAGACGACCAGGAUCCGUUGUCCUUUUUGCCCUCCUUGUAUUCAGACAAUCCAUCACUUCUUCGAGGAUUCCUGCGACAGCGAUCGACACUCCAGGCGCAGUUCCGCAAUCCAGAGGCGGGUGUGUUUGAGUAUGCAUUCGGUGGAGGUGUCAACGUCGUCGUUGCUCUUCAGAAACCGCUGUCUCGCGGCACCAUCUUCAUCAACAGCACGAACGCAGACCCGUCUAUCCCGCCGCUCAUUGAUUUUAACACGAUCUCGAACCCUGUGGAUCUCCUCUUGGCAAAACGGGCACUGGCAAAAGCAAGGGCGUUCAUGAGUGCCGAGAGUGUUGUCUCACUCGAACCGGUGGAGGUCUCUCCGGGGCCGGAUGUUCAAUCAGAAGCAGACGUGGAGAGGGUGAUGAGAGAGUCAUUGAUGGGUCCCAGCCUUGAUCACCCCGUGGGGACAGCUGCCAUGAUGCCCCGGGAGCUGGGAGGCGUGGUGGACACGAGGCUUCGAGUGUAUGGGGUGGAGGGUUUGUCGGUGGUGGACGCGAGUGUGAUGCCGUUGCUGCCGGCUGCGCAUACACAGGCGACUGUGUAUGCUGUGGCAGAGUAUGCUGCGGAUAUCCUCCGAUCUUGA
This is a messenger RNA of Clonostachys rhizophaga, 1860 nucleotides long. The record is from the annotation of a GenBank genome assembly. NCBI's taxonomy places the organism in Eukaryota, Fungi, Ascomycota, Sordariomycetes, Hypocreales, Bionectriaceae.